AUGACGGGAGCAAAAGAUAGAGUCUUCAUCACUAUCAGCCAGAAUGUGUCGUUCAUUGGCAAAACCUGGUGGAUGUUGAUGCUGGUUUUACGUCUGCUCGUCCUUCUGCUCGCUGGCUUCACGCUCUUCAGCGACGAGCAGGAAAGGUUCAUCUGCAACACCAUCCAGCCAGGAUGCUCUAAUGUGUGCUUCGACCUAUUUGCUCCUGUGUCCGUCCUCCGUCUCUGGCUCUUCCACCUCAUUCUUCUCUGCCUUCCCCAUUUUAUAUUUGUAACAUAUAUAAUGCAUAAAGUUCUGUCGCGUCCCUCUUUUGGAGGUUUUUACUGCGACAGGAGCCGAGGAGGUUCACCUUUCACCCUCGACAACUCAAACUCCUCCAGAGAACUGUCGCUGCAUAAAGCCCCGCUGGAACGUGAACUGGCAGCACCGCGAUACUACUGCGCUUACUUGUUCGUAGUCAUUCUACGAAUACUCCUAGAAGCUGUUUUCAGUACCGGCCAGUUUCUUCUCUUUGGUUUGUCCGUCCCUAAGAGCUUCUUCUGUUACGAGGCUCCCUGCACAUCUGGAGUUGAAUGCUACAUCUCCAGACGUACUGAGAAAACCUUAAUGCUCAAUCUUAUGCUCGGCGUUGCCACUCUGUCCAUUCUGCUGAGUUUGGUCGACCUGGUGAGCUCGGUGAAGGCGAUGGUGAGGUGGAGGAGGAAGAAGGAGAUGCUGAUGGAGGAGAUGAGUAAAGGAGAGCGUAGCAGCAUGUUCACAGCCACAACCCUGACAGAAGAAGAUGUUAUUUUAACCAGGAGAGUCAGCAGAAGUGGAUGCUCAAAGAUGAAUAGUUUUAAAGAUGACAAACCUCCAGCUGGUCUUGGGUCAAAUGGUGAACUUCUCCACACUAAGGUGACUGGUGCACUUGAAGCAAAUGAAUCUGCUGAUGAGAAGAGCCAAGAGGGAAAAGCGGAGAUGAUCACUCCAAUGACAACUAACUACGUCCUUCAAAGCCAUUUGAGACCUCCAACAUCCCCUCGCCCAGAUAAGGGACCAUUACCAAACCCGAGAGCGGCAACACCUAUGGGUGUCAAAAAGAUGAGCCAGUGCACUGCAGCUGGCAGCAGCUCUGGACAACAGUCUGAUAGCAGCGAGUCCCAGGACAGGAGGGCGUGGGUGUGA
Molecule: messenger RNA, 1164 nt
Organism: Stegastes partitus (bicolor damselfish)
Lineage: Eukaryota; Metazoa; Chordata; Actinopteri; Pomacentridae
Product: gap junction delta-4 protein-like
Exons: 2
Coding region: 1-1164 (387 amino acids)
Biological process (GO): cell-cell signaling
Cellular component (GO): connexin complex
Molecular function (GO): gap junction channel activity
Source: RefSeq, a predicted model, not a curated record